CUGAUAAAGUGCAGUUUGAGUGUCUUGAAGAAGAAGAAAAUGGAUUAUUUUAUAGGCAUAGACGUUGGCACUCAAAGUGUUAGAGCAGGUUUAGUUAAUGAAAAUGGUGUAAUGAUUAACUCUGCAUCGAAACCAAUUAAAACGUGGAACCCCUUACCUGAUCAUUAUGAACAAUCCUCUGAUGAAAUUUGGUCAAGCUGUUGUGAUGUUGUAAAGAAAAUUAUUACAGAUUUUCCAGAAGUAAAUAGGAUUAAAGGUGUAGGAUUUGAUGCGACAUGUUCUUUAGUGGUUUUGGAUGAAUCCUGCAAACCUCUCAGCAUCAGUACUUCAGGUAAUCCUGAGCAGAAUAUUAUGCUGUGGAUGGAUCACAGAGCCAAGAAUCAGGCAGAAAGAAUUAACAAAACCAGUCACGACUGUUUGAAGUUUGUCGGCGGGAUUGUCUCUCCAGAAAUGGAAAUACCAAAGUUGUUAUGGCUGAAAGAGAAUUUAACCUCGUGUUGGACUAGCGCUGGUCAUUUUUUUGACCUGCCAGAUUUUCUAACCUGGAGAGCUACAGGAAAUUUUAGUAGAUCUUUAUGUUCUUUAGUGUGUAAAUGGUUGUAUCAAGCUAAUUCGGAAUCGCACGGAUGGCCCGUCGAUUUUUUGAAAUUAAUUAAUUUAGAUGAUUUAACGGAAAAUGACUUUAAAAAAAUAGGUAAUAAAGUACAAAUUCCUGGUGAACCUUGUGGAAAUGGUUUAACAUUUGAAGCAGCCAGAGAACUUGGUCUGUUACCUGGGACGCCUGUUGCGACUUCGAUCAUCGAUGCUCACGCUGGAGGAAUUGGUUUACUCGGUUGUUUACAGAGCCAACAGGAGUUCGAUUCUUUAACGUCCAGAAUGGCAGUGAUAUGUGGAACAUCGACAUGUCACAUGACAAGUACAAGAGAUGCAGAAUUUGUUUCUGGCAUUUGGGGGCCGUAUUAUUCUGCAAUGGUUCCGGGAAUGUGGUUGCUCGAAGCCGGACAGAGUGCAGCUGGAGUUCUGAUUGAUCACAUCAUCAAUACACAUCCAGCAAAAGAAGUGUUAAAUCAUCUUUGUAUAAAAGAAAACAGACACAUUCAGGAGAUCUUAAACUCAAAGUUGGAGGCUCUAAUGGGCAAUCUAUCUUUGGCAGCCGAACUCGUUUCUGAUCUCCACGUUCUGCCAGACUUUCACGGUAAUAGAUCACCGUUAGCUGAUUCUACACUUAAAGGAAUGAUUUGUGGUUUGACAUUGUCUUCCAAUGAAGAGGACUUGCUGAGAAAGUAUCUUGCAACUGUUCAAGCAUUAAGUUAUGGUACGAGACACAUAAUAGAUAGCCUGAAGAAGAAAAAUAUCCUUAUCAAAACUCUUCUUAUGUGCGGAGGAUUAGCGAAAAAUCCACUUUACGUACAGAUGCAUGCCGACGUCACAGGAUUGCCCGUGAUAAUUCCUGAAGAAUCUGAAUCGGUUUUGUUGGGUGGUGCAAUUUUAGCAGCCAGAGCGAGUGAGAAAUAUUCUUCGGUUCCUCUGGCCAUGAACGUCAUGUGUGGCAGAGGAACUAUCAUCUCGCCAAAUUUGAAGUAUAAGAGGUGACUUUAGUUUGUAAAAUGUUUAAUAUUUUCAAAACACUUAUCAAAGAAAGAAUUUUUAUAAAUGGAAUGAUGUUAAUUUUCUGAUAGUUUCAGUUAUUCUAUUGUAAUAAUAAUUUUGCAUUGCAAAAUAUUGUAAACUCAAUUCUGCCAACAAAAAUACAGUACCCAAAAUUUUGUAAGUUACAAAUUAACUGCAUUAUAUUAUGCAGUAAGAAGUGCAAACAUGCCCACUGCAUUAAACACAAGAAAUAUACCAAUAUUCAAAGU
Messenger RNA from Centruroides sculpturatus (bark scorpion), 1859 nucleotides. Its product is annotated as FGGY carbohydrate kinase domain-containing protein-like. The record is from RefSeq and is a predicted model, not a curated record. Gene Ontology annotation, molecular function: kinase activity; phosphotransferase activity, alcohol group as acceptor. The coding region runs from base 40 to 1593 and encodes 517 amino acids. Gene Ontology annotation, biological process: carbohydrate metabolic process. The transcript is spliced from 13 exons. NCBI's taxonomy places the organism in Eukaryota, Metazoa, Arthropoda, Arachnida, Scorpiones, Buthidae.